Messenger RNA from Phragmites australis (common reed), 999 nucleotides. RefSeq names its product protein CUP-SHAPED COTYLEDON 3. NCBI's taxonomy places the organism in Eukaryota, Viridiplantae, Streptophyta, Magnoliopsida, Poales, Poaceae. Bases 1 to 999 code for a protein of 332 amino acids. Gene Ontology annotation, molecular function: DNA binding. The record is from RefSeq and is a predicted model, not a curated record. Gene Ontology annotation, biological process: regulation of DNA-templated transcription. The transcript has 2 exons.
AUGCACCACCAGGCCAUGGGCGACGCGCUGUGGGACAUUCUCGGGGAGGAGAUGGCCGCGGCGGCGGGCGAGCACGGCCUGCCCCCCGGGUUCCGGUUCCACCCCACUGACGAGGAGCUCGUCACCUUCUACCUCGCCGCUAAGGUGUUCAACGGCGCCUGCUGCGGCGUCGACAUCGCCGAGGUGGACCUCAACCGGUGCGAGCCCUGGGAACUCCCCGACGCGGCGAGGAUGGGGGAGAGGGAGUGGUACUUCUUCAGCCUGCGCGACCGCAAGUACCCCACGGGGCUGCGCACCAACCGCGCCACCGCCGCGGGUUACUGGAAGGCCACGGGCAAGGACCGGGAGGUGCUCAACGCCGCCACCGGCGCGCUGCUCGGCAUGAAGAAGACGCUAGUAUUCUACAAGGGCCGCGCCCCGCGCGGCGAGAAGACCAAGUGGGUCCUCCACGAGUACCGCCUCGACGGCGACUUCGCCGCCAGCAGCCGCUCCUGCAAGGAGGAAUGGGUGAUCUGCAGGAUAUUCCACAAGGCAGGAGACCAGUACAGCAACAUGAUGAUGGUGAAGAGCCCCUACUACCACCCCAUGGACCCCUCCAGCUUCUUCUUCCAGCAAGACCCUCCUGCUGCCUUUCCUCUCCCAAACCCUAGCAGCUGCACAAGCCUCGCUCUCCCAUACCACCAUGGCCACCCCACCAUGCUGCCUCCAUUGCUGCAGAACAGCCACAGCAGGACCAACAAUGGCGGCUUCCCUGCAGCCGCCGCUUGCAUGCAAGAGCCGAACAGUAACAAAAAUACAUGCAGUGCCGCCAUGCCCAUGCCCCCCUUCCCUUCCUUCACCUCCAUCGUCACUGGCAGGGCGGCCCCACCAUCGUCCCAGGUCGGAGUCAACGCCGGUCUACAGGAGGCGCCGCCACCACCUACCUGGCUGGAGGCUUACCUGCAGCACAGCGGCUUCCUUUAUGAGAUGGGCCCACCUGCAGCGCACAGGGGCGCAUGA